ACAACGCGUUCCACAUCUUCGUGAUAUCGGGAAGCCAUAUCUCAAAAUGGAAAUACCUAUUAAACAAUUGAGUGGAAAACGAGGGGUUAUUGGAGUCCUGGUAAUCUGCCUACCGCUCCUCUGCAUUAGUUACCACAGCGCUCAAUUGGCAGUGAAGCAGCAGUUUCGAGUGUCAGAAACAUUAAGCGCCGCCAAACGCCAGCUCAUUCCAGACAAAAAGGGAGACACCAAGAAUCAGGAGAUUAUAAUUUCAGAACGGGUGAAGGCGAUGAAUGACUAUUGCAAUACUUUGGACCAACAAAUCCUUCAAAAAACUGUUCACGGAAAAAACUCUCCUUACUUUCAUUUAUACGUAGAUGAUAAACAUAAAUUCAUAUUCUGCACAAUUGCGAAAGUGGCGUGUUCGAACUGGAAAAGGCUGAUGCUCGGAUUAGCUGGAUUAAAGGACCCAUUUAGACGCCGCUCGAUUCAUGUUCACGAUGACCCCGAGCUUCUACAUAUGAAAUUAUUAAGUUACAGUCCAAAUGAAAUAGAAUACAGGCUGAAACAUUACACCAAAGCAAUCCUUGUCCGUCAUCCAUUGGAGCGGACGAUAUCAGCAUAUCGAAAUAAAUUUAAUGAGUCAUCAGGUCGAACACCAUCUAGCAGGAUAUACAGACCAAAGAUUAUCAGAAAAUAUCGUCCUGAUUUACCUGAGAAAGCUAUACGAGAAGGAGCACGAGUGACAUUUCAAGAGUUUGUUCGUUACCUCACACAUCCGUUAGAUUUCCCGGAACUUGAGCCAUGGGAUCAUAUGAACGUACAUUGGGAGCCCUACAUUACAUCUUGCGACCCAUGUGCUGUGCGUUAUGAUAUUGUUGCAAAAUAUGAGACACUUGACGAGGACGUAAGUUUUAUCCUGAACAAAAUUAACGCCUCAGAUAUGAUAAGAUGGCCGAAGCGGAGCGAGUAUUACAACAAAAUACCAACAUCACAAAUUGUCUCGGAGGCACUUAAAGAUAUUUCGUCCGAGAAUUUAAAGGCUCUUAAUGCUAUUUAUUACCAUGACUAUAAAAUGUUCGGUUAUGAAUUUCAAGAAAAAGAAUAUUGAUAAUGGCCAGGCCCGUUGAUUUUAAAAGAAGUAUCUUGACCGAGAGAACUGGGAUAAGUCAUUAUGAACUUCUGCAAGCAAGCCUACACGGGAUAGAUCACUUCGUAAAUCGAACAGCUACUUUAAUAUUUUGAGUUAAGAUCUUCCUCAGUUUUGUGUACAUGUGAUAUUUAACUGUACAAGCCCUUCGGCGAUAAUGGCUCACUGUGAGAAAUGAUUGCUAUAAUGUUGUCAACAGGGACUGGACCAAUUGGUUCACUUACUGAAUCCAAGAUGGCGGACCACCAGACUAAAAUGCGAGUACUAAUUGAAGAGCUUAGAAGUAUAAUCAGGCUAAGGCACAUUUUAAACCCUAUAUUUGGAGAAAAAUGCAAAAAUAUGAAAAAAAUCUUCACAUUCCCUGGAAACACGCAAGUGAUGAUUUCUAGAUAUCGCUGAAUCAUUAAGAGGCACAGAUUAUAUGUGUUGAAAGCAUUUGCUUCUUUAAGGGUAUAAAUACUGCAAAAUGUGCAUAAACCAAGAAGGGUUGUUACAACUAGUUACACUACGGACUUAGUGAUAAGGCCUCGUCCCAUCGCCCUUACCGGCCACUACGA
Molecule: messenger RNA, 1686 nt
Organism: Lineus longissimus
Lineage: Eukaryota; Metazoa; Nemertea; Pilidiophora; Heteronemertea; Lineidae
Product: carbohydrate sulfotransferase 11-like
Exons: 3
Coding region: 47-1090 (347 amino acids)
Biological process (GO): carbohydrate biosynthetic process
Cellular component (GO): membrane
Molecular function (GO): sulfotransferase activity
Source: RefSeq, a predicted model, not a curated record